Molecule: messenger RNA, 2113 nt
Organism: Aspergillus sclerotioniger CBS 115572
Lineage: Eukaryota; Fungi; Ascomycota; Eurotiomycetes; Eurotiales; Aspergillaceae
Product: hexokinase family protein
Exons: 2
Coding region: 216-2105 (629 amino acids)
Biological process (GO): glycolytic process; intracellular glucose homeostasis; glucose 6-phosphate metabolic process
Cellular component (GO): cytosol; mitochondrion
Molecular function (GO): ATP binding; fructokinase activity; mannokinase activity
Source: RefSeq, a predicted model, not a curated record
GACUCUCAUUCCUGAAUUCUCCACAUCCCGUCCUACCUUCCCCUCAGGACAUUCCGCGAGGACGAACAGAUAAAGCCAAUACCUGAGCCCUUUCUUCCGUCGACUUACCGCUCCGUUGUACAAGAAUUCCGCGGUCACUGCUUGCUGGCGACAAGUCACACGAGCCGACUGUUUGCCUACGUUGCUGCUCAGCUCGGCUCAAGCUCUCCCACAUUAUGGCGUCGAUUAAUGCGAUAGGGGUCGAUAAGAGCCAGGAUGAUGAGCAUGAACAUAUGCAUGAAGAACCAGUGGAAGAUGACGAGGAGGAUGGUGCUGACAUGGACCCUGCUUUUCAAGAAUACCUGGAACGUCAGCGUAUGCUUGACGAAUUCCUGUCGCCUAUAGCUUUGGAUGAAGCCGUCCUGUAUAAACUUGCACGCCGAUUUUCCGUCGUAUAUCGGGAUUUGGCUCUGCAUUCUAAGGAGCAGUUCUUGCCGACACCAGUGACUAGGUUGCCUACCGGCUUGGAGACAGGCCGGUAUCUGGCUAUUGAUGUCGGUGGAACUAACCUGCGGGUGGCAUUCAUCGAAUUGCUGGGGGAAGCUACCGAGUCAGACGUACGUUCCACAGACGCGUCGGAGAGAUCCCGGGACACGAUCCGUAAAGCACAGCGACAGCGCGUUAGGCGGACUUUGGAAAGAGCAUGGCCUAUACAGGAGCAUCUGAAGAUGGACAAGGCAGAGGACUUAUUCUCGUGGAUUGGGGACUGCAUUGCGGAAGUGGUGGCGGAGAGCUUGACUUCAGAGGCAACAAGAGGCCACAUCCCGGAAGAGCUGGAGAUGGGCAUUACCUUCAGUUUCCCGAUAAUGCAAGAGUCUCUCACGGAGGCUACGUUGAUGCCCAUGGGUAAAGGGUUUGCCAUCACGUCAGACCUUGAUCUGCGCAAAAUUCUACUGAGUGGGUAUGAAAAGCACACAAGGCGCCCAGAUAACGAAUUCGAGCCUUCUAGCAAACGCCGGAAGCUUUUUGAACUCCCCAAACUCAAGAUUGCCGCCAUCACCAACGAUACUGUUGCUACACUAGCUUCCCUUGCAUAUGCUGUGAAAUCUUUGCCCAAUAGCCGGGUGGCUAUGGGUAUGAUUGUGGGCACAGGGUGUAAUGCCACAAUCCCAAUGAAGCUCGGUAUGCUACAUGAUUCCAAGGCGAAGCAUGUGAAGUCAAAGGAUCCACAAGCGGAGGAAACGGUUGUUAACACUGAAUGGACGAUCGCCGGUGCUGCUCUCCCGUUGAGAGAGCUCAACAUCAUAACCAAAUGGGAUAUUGAACUUGAUAGGGCCUGUGUACGCCCCGGUUUCCAACCGUUUGAAUACCUGACAGGUGGUCGAUACAUUGGUGAGCUCAUUCGGCUCGUGCUCUAUGACUACCUCACAAAUGUCAGUAAGCUCUCUAGGAGAGUACUACCCGCGAUGCUCAUCCAGGAGUAUGCCUUGACCACCACUUUCGUUUCGGAUAAAGUUGCCCGCUCUCGGUCGGACCAGGAGCUUGCCGAUGAGUUGUCUCGCUCUCUGCCUCCACCAGAGAACAGCGAGUGGGGCUGGGAUGCUGUGUCGGCAGCUGUCUUUCGUAAGAUUGCCAGGACUGUACAGAGACGAUCUGCUGGUCUGAUCGCCGCGGCAGUUGUGGGGUUACUUGCAUGUGCGCAGGAGAUUGAACUGAAGGUGGACAGCCACGAGGGUUCGCCGCAGAAUCCCAAUGUCUCUUUGCCUGAAUACAACGGCACUCCAGAUUUGUUUGCUGUAUCGAAGAGUCUUUCUCCAUCAACCUUGGGACCGGAGGGAGCCAAUUCGAGUGACUCUAGGAGCGGCCACGGCCCGAUUGUUCCGGUCCUCUCUCCUACACCCACUCCUGCCGACUGGCAAUCAGGCCCUGAGGAACUGGUCGUGGCGUACACUGGUGGUAUCAUCCAGCAUUAUCCCAACUUUAAGGAGACGUGCCAACAAUACAUCGACCGGCUCAUCAUGAGGACGGGCCCGCAGAAGAGUGGGAAGUCGGUCUUCCUACGGGAAGCCUCGGAUGGCGGUGUCAUUGGUGCUGGCGUCCUUGCCGGAAUGGUUGGUAACGGGUGAUGCGCUCU